Messenger RNA from Triplophysa rosa, 1005 nucleotides. It is a transcript of the gene or55e1, whose product is annotated as odorant receptor, family 55, subfamily E, member 1. The coding region runs from base 22 to 1005 and encodes 327 amino acids. Gene Ontology annotation, cellular component: membrane. Gene Ontology annotation, biological process: G protein-coupled receptor signaling pathway. The transcript has a single exon. Gene Ontology annotation, molecular function: olfactory receptor activity; G protein-coupled receptor activity. NCBI's taxonomy places the organism in Eukaryota, Metazoa, Chordata, Actinopteri, Cypriniformes, Nemacheilidae. The record is from RefSeq and is a predicted model, not a curated record.
AGCAACCACAUUUAAAGUGCCAUGUUUGAGGAACUCCAAGGAGCAAACAUCUCGCAUACAAAGUUCUUAUUUAUGGGAUUUCCAGAAACCUACAAAUACAGACGUCUACUUUUCCUGCCAUUUUUCCUCGGUUACAUUUUGGUUGUGGUGGGAAAUUCCUUGCUGCUUUUCGUCAUCAGAAAUACAGAAAGUCUUCACAGUCCAAUGUACAUACUAGUGUCUGCUUUGGCAGUUGUCGACAUCAUUGUACCCACUGCCAUCGUUCCAGCAAUGCUCCUCACCUUCCUCUUCGACCUGAAUGAGAUAUCUUUAGCUGGAUGUUUGACGCAAAUGUUUAUCACUCAUUUCUUCUCCUCCGUAGAGUCCACCAUACUCUUGGCCAUGGCUUUCGAUCGCUUCGCCGCCAUUUGCAAGCCACUACACUACACUGAAAUCAUGAACUCGUCCAUGUUUCUGAAACUGCUUUUGUUCACAUUGAUCAGAAGCGGCACUAUAAUGUUGGCGCUAGUCGCUUUGGCUGCACCGUUGUCUUUUUGUGGUUCAAAUGUCAUCCAUCAUUGUUAUUGUGACCACAUGGCUCUUGUUAGCUUGGCCUGCGAUUCAAUAGCCAAAAAUAAUGCCAUGGGACUGGCGGUGAUCAUCUGUUUCGUGGGAAUUGACAUAUCUGUUAUUUUCUUCUCCUAUGUAAAAAUCUUGUAUGUCGUAUUGGGGGCCGCGGCAGGAGAGGAUCGCUGGAAAGCCUUUCAUACCUGUGCGACACACUUAAUGGUUAUGAUGUGUUUUUAUUUCGUGGGAAGCAUUACUUUUCUGUCACGAAACCUUCACAUUCCAAUUCCAAUAGAUGUGAAUACGUUUCUGGGUGUUAUGUAUAUAGUGUUCCCUGCCAGUGUCAAUCCGAUCAUUUACGGUGUGCGGACGAAAGAAAUAAGGAAUGCUUUAUUGAAAAUGUUCAAAAUAAAUAUGAAUAGAGUUUCCAUAGUAAAAGUUUCAUCUAUAAAGAUUUGA